This is a messenger RNA of Stylonychia lemnae, 303 nucleotides long. The record is from the annotation of a GenBank genome assembly. Lineage: Eukaryota; Ciliophora; Spirotrichea; Sporadotrichida; Oxytrichidae.
AUGUGCUGCUCUGAAGAUUCAAUUAACGCCACCAGUAGUGGAAUGGCCCUCGUCUGCUUGAUCCUUAACAUUUUCAUCCCAGGUGCUGGAACCGUUGUCAACGCUGUCAGUGGUCACAAGGUCUGUCCAGGUGUUCUCUAUGGAGUCCUCCAAUUCAUUUUCACCAUGUUCUUCUUCGGAUGGAUCUGGUCUAUUGUCUACGGAAUCAAGAUCGUCCAAGUUGCCGAGAAGCACGGUCAUCAUGAUGGCUACAAAUCAAACCACCACGACGACCACCAUCACGACCACCACGGUCACCACUGA